AUGCUAUCAAGUGCACUCUUACAGCUCACUUUGUUGCUCGCGACAAAGGCGGGGCCCUCUUCUGCACAAGGUCCCGAUGCUGUGCCUGGGGAACACGCCGAAUGUGCACGAGUUCCUGACUUGGAGUGCGGUAAGGGCGUGUUCAGCUGGUGCAAUAUGCCCCAUGUAACUCCAGACACGUACGAAGAUCCUCCCAGCCGCUACUCCUUGGAGUACGUAGAGGUAAUCCAGCGACACCAUAAGCGCACGCCCUACGGAUCCAAUAUAUUCCCGAGGGAGGAUAUAGAAUGGAGUUGUGACGAUGUCGGGGUGCUGUCCGGAUUGACAUUCUCCGGGGAUUAUGGGACAUCCGCCGUGGUUCAACGCGAGAACAACUGGGAUGAUACCAACCCGUUCAAGGUUCUUGAUAAAGUCGGCUUUGUCAACUCGAGUUGUCAAUUUCCCCAGAUCACUAAAGGUGGUCUAGUGGAUUCAGUGGUUCAUGGCUCUGAUCUUCGUAAGGUUUACGGAGAGCGUCUCAAGCUUUCAAGCCACUAUGACCCGUCCGAAGCCUCCUUCCGCAUUACGAACAACGUUAUAACGUCCCAAGUGGCUAGCGGGCUACUUAGGGGCUUCUAUCCAGAGCAGGACUUGUCCAGGCCCACUCCUGUUCAGAUCCAGCCCAGCUCUAUGGAUUCGCUCGAACCAACGUAUAGUUGUCCCAGAGCCAACGCACUGAGGGACUCAUUCACGACAGGUAACAAUGGUGCCGUGUGGAGGGAACAUCUUCAAAAGGCGAGGGACGAAGGGCUGUGGGACGAACUGGAUAGCAUUUCAGGAGUCCCAACAGACGAUCGAGGGUGGCAUGUUAGCUUCGACCAUUACUUCGACAAUCUAAGCGCAAAGUUAUGUCACCGGAAGCCAUUGCCUUGCAACUUGAAGGAUAGGUCCCUCUGCAUAUCGCGCGAGACCGCAGACAAAGUAUUCGACAUCGGACAUUGGGAGUAUCUGUACCUCUUUAGAGAGGCUGUAGGAUCUCACGAGUACUCCGCUUUGAAGUCCGGGGCCUGGAUGCUGGAGCUGCGUUCGCGUUUAUACAGCAAGAUUGAAGGGACGCACAAGGUCAGGUAUGCUCAUAAUGUCGCACACGAUGGUUCCAUCUCGUCCCUUCUUGGUUUCCUCCAGGUUGAGGGGAUGGCUUGGCCUGGGAUGGGAAGUGAGGUUGUAUUCGAGCUCUAUCGCGACGCUGCCCGCGCUAGCGCGCCCCCGCCCACUACGGAUGGCUGGUACGUGCGGGUCCUAUGGAGCGGUCAAGUCAUGCGAACAGUCUCGACACUGGGGGUCUUGGAUAUGGUGCCCCUUAACGCCUUCUUCGAGUAUAUCGACUCGACGGUUGGAAGUGGGUCUGAGCUGUACAAUAGGUGCUUUACGACGUUGGAGUGA
Molecule: messenger RNA, 1422 nt
Organism: Coprinopsis cinerea okayama7#130
Lineage: Eukaryota; Fungi; Basidiomycota; Agaricomycetes; Agaricales; Psathyrellaceae
Exons: 11
Coding region: 1-1422 (473 amino acids)
Biological process (GO): dephosphorylation
Molecular function (GO): phosphatase activity
Source: RefSeq, a predicted model, not a curated record